UGCUUCAAAGCUGAUUUACAUCACUUCGUCCUGUCCUUCAUACACGGUGUCCAUUACGACCUCGCCAUCCUCAACUGCAGCCUGCCUCUAACCCGUUGGAAGGUGUUCGCACUGCUAAAACAAUGGUUUACUCAUUGGCAUACCGCCGGCCUUCCUACGUCACGCCAUCUCGAGACUCGUUGAGCGGCGAUGAGAAGCAGAAGUCAAUCAACGACUCAAUCAAGUCCUGCAGCUCAUGUAUGAGCGGUGGCAUACCGGAAGCUCUGUCCUUCGAUCGCAUCGUUUCCAGUGGCGUUUGUCCUCCAUGUACUGUUCGCGAUUUCAUGAAUUACCUGAAAUACAUUGAGCACUCCGCCGAGAAUCUGCAAUUCUUCUUGUGGUAUCGUGACUAUUGCGCCCGCUGGGAGAAGCUUCCUGAAAGCCAGAAAGUGCUUUCUUCGGUUUGGAGUGUCCAGCAAGCUGAGUCAGAUGCUUCUGGUAACGCAACCAGACAAAAGCGGCUCGAGCCUCACAUUGCCGCCGUCCUCAAGGACACCGAGUUUGCCGAUGGUUCAUUGAGGCCGCCUUCUGAUAAAGCCGACCCUUUCGGCACACCGGAGAAGUCAUCCGUCGAUGAAAAGCGGGAUGGGGUGUCCGAGUACGGCUCGUCCACUGGCGACGAGAAGACGUGGGCGAGCAGCAAUGACCACAAGUCCACAGCGAGCCAAGCCUUCGAUGAUGCUGGCAUGAAGUGGAAGCCUUUCACUACUCAGCCAUACCGUUCCGAGGUCGACCGCAUCAUCAGCAUAUAUAUCGCCGAGGACAGCCCGAGGGAACUCAACCUCUCAGACACCGAACGCAAGUCCGUCCUGCAUGCUCUCCAACACACGACCCAUCCAUCCGCCUUCCACAUUGCGAUUACCAGCGUCGAGUACACUCUUCGAAGGCAAGGUCAUCCAAACUUCAUCCGCUGGACUAUCUGCAACGGUAAUCGGCCACGCGUGGUUUUCGCCCGGGGUCUUGGCGUGGCUGGCAUCAUGGCUGGCCUUGUUGCAGAUCUUCUGAUAACACUCAGCCGUGCUUCUCGUCCGUGGCGAGUGCUACCUUUCCUCGCCUGGUUUAUCGGCAUUGCCACUCUAAUAGCAGCGUGGAAGGGCAUGUGCGUCGUCCUACACGGCCUGCAUCAUCGCCACCUUCGACCGUGGGAGCUGUUCUCCGAUGACCCGGAGGAAGUCACCAACGAGAAGUACAUGUCCAUGGAGUCCCUUACGAGCGAGUCGACGAAUUCGUAUGAAGACGAGCCGUGGAUUGCUCGUUAUGGAAAGCGCAAUAUUAUCCGCAAAGUCUUCGACCGCGAGAUCUGGAUCCGGGAACCCGCGCUAAGACAGAUACAGGACACGAUCUUCCUGCAGGCAAUCGUUGGAGGGUUUGUCCUUUCUUGCAUAUUUGUCGGCAUCUUCUGCGCUGUACCACGAGGCAAAUUUUAUUGACAACAACGGGAACGCGCGGAAAGCUGGUCAUGAUAUAUGUCUAAUGAUGCGAAUGUUCACGCAACGGAGUCAGCGCAAACAGGCAUAUGAGAUCG
Messenger RNA from Baudoinia panamericana UAMH 10762, 1564 nucleotides. RefSeq lists its product as uncharacterized. NCBI's taxonomy places the organism in Eukaryota, Fungi, Ascomycota, Dothideomycetes, Mycosphaerellales, Teratosphaeriaceae. The transcript is spliced from 3 exons. The record is from RefSeq and is a predicted model, not a curated record. The coding region runs from base 123 to 1469 and encodes 448 amino acids.